Meira miltonrushii is the source of this 985-nucleotide messenger RNA. Its product is annotated as adenine nucleotide alpha hydrolases-like protein. The coding region runs from base 211 to 876 and encodes 221 amino acids. The record is from RefSeq and is a predicted model, not a curated record. Lineage: Eukaryota; Fungi; Basidiomycota; Exobasidiomycetes; Exobasidiales; Brachybasidiaceae. The transcript has a single exon.
UGAAUUACCUUUAUCCGAUAUAGAAAUAGUGUUGGGUUAUUUGUAUUGCAGGUACACACACAUUGAAACUUUAUUAUUGUGUCAAAGUUUCAAAACUUGUGUAUAUGCACACACACACACACACACCAGAGGUUAUAAAACCAAUACCCCGGUACAUCCACUUUUUGACAUCCUUCCUUCCAUCCACAACAAACAAACAACUCACACACAAUGGCUUCUGAACAACCAGCUCAAACUCCUCCUUCUCCAACCCAAAAGGCCAAGGGCUUCUUCGGUUUGGGUAAGAAGGAUGGCAGUAAAACACCUACUCACAAUGUCGCACAAACUCCAUUAUUGGAAUCAGGUAACCCUCUAGACAAGGCACACGUUCCAACAGAAGCACGCAAUCAAGAGAUUGUCGGUCAACAAGGCGUUCACGUUGAAGAGGGUCAAUCAAAGAUUUUAUUGGCUUUGGAUGGAACGGAAGCAGGUGAUAAAGCAUUCCAAUACAUCUUAAACUCAAAAGUUCUAUCAAAUCAAGCACACAUCUUUGUUGCAACCGUUUUGCCUGCUCAAGUUUUGAGCGGUCCAUGGGUUGCAGGACCACUUUCGAUCGAUACAAAGAAACAAAACGAAUUAUUAAAACAAUUACGUGCUCAAGCAUUGCAAAAAUUACAACCUUAUCGUGAACAACUGAAAGCAAACGGAUACCAAUGCACUUUGCACGUCUUGCACGGUGAUGCACGUCAAUCUUUGAUUCGUGUCGCUCAAUACCACCACGUCAACUUGGUCGUCGCCGGUAAACGUCACCGUAAGGGUCUUUUGCAAUCAGGUGGCGGUGCAACCAGUAAUCACUUGGUUCAUCAUGCACCUUGCCCAGUUUUGAUUAUCAAAUAAAGCAAUUCUUUUCGCGCUUUCUAAUGAUGCAAGAAAUAUAUCCGUAGCCGUUUCUCACCGCUCUCAACAACUUAUCUUUUUUCUACUUCGCUUUACAAGCUCUUGCUUC